This is a messenger RNA of Radiomyces spectabilis, 2478 nucleotides long. Its product is annotated as glycoside hydrolase. Bases 24 to 2462 code for a protein of 812 amino acids. Gene Ontology annotation, biological process: protein N-linked glycosylation; oligosaccharide metabolic process. Gene Ontology annotation, molecular function: Glc3Man9GlcNAc2 oligosaccharide glucosidase activity. Gene Ontology annotation, cellular component: endoplasmic reticulum membrane. The transcript has 11 exons. The record is from RefSeq and is a predicted model, not a curated record. Lineage: Eukaryota; Fungi; Mucoromycota; Mucoromycetes; Mucorales; Radiomycetaceae.
GGCUUUUCUUGUUUUUCUAUGUUAUGAGGUCGCUGUCUGCAGAAACGUUCUUGCGGCCGUGUGCGCUGCUUUUUACAGUAUUAUGCUUGGCCAUCGUCGCUGUGUCCGGGCUUGACGCUGGGCAGACCACCCUGCGUGUCGCGGCAGGCCAAGCCGCCAAUGACUCGCUGCUAUGGGGGACGUAUCGUCCCAACCUGUAUUUUGGCACACGUCCACGUCUUCCUGAAUCCCUGUCCACCGGACUCUUAUGGUUUGACGGUAGUCGUUUCCAAAGUAUUCAAAAAAUGCGACACGCUUGCGAUCAAGGCGAUGAUAUCAAUGGUUAUGGAUAUCAGAGACACGACGGAAGACAAUAUGCAUCUCAGACCAUCAAUGACGGGCCAAGCAACAUUGCCAUCACCACUGAAUUCAUCAAAGUACCUGGUGCCAAUCCUGGUGGUAAUUGGGGCGUGCGGAUUCGAGGCAAGCCUAUGCGCAAAGAUGCUCCUAGUAUUACAAAUAUUCUGUUUUACAUUGGACUCGAAGGAUCGGGUAGUAUGGAUAUUGUGAGCAAGUUGUCGGAUAAAGGCCUCGAAUCGCCCGUCCGACUCGAAGGGGAUACGCCCGACUUGGGUGAUUUCGAAAUCCAGAUUGUAGAAGGACCUCUGAAUGAGCAUCCGACUUCUACCACGGGCCAGGAUUUAUCUCGCACUCAAUGGUUCGGACGCGAAGCUCCCGAUGGAUUCUUGUGGAAAGCAAAAGAAAUGAUCAUGGAGAACCUGUUAUUGUCAGCACGUAAAAGAGUAAUGCAGGGUAGCCAAGAGGACGCUCUCCAAAAUCCAUCGUCUUACUUUACCCUGAGCAACGAGUUGGUCGAAUCCGAAGACGAAGUCGCCAACUUUUACAUUUUCCAAAAAGUGUUUGCAGGCGAAUUCCAGUUUGAUGUGUUAUUCCGUUCACUGAAUGAAGCCGGCCGCCAAUUCUCCAGUGAGAAAUUGGGAGCUGAAUUGAUUCGUCAGGAACGCGAGUUUGAUGCCCGUUUUGAAAAAACGUUUCAUUUGGAGGAAAAAGGCUUUUCCCAACGCGAGGUCGGAUUUGCGCAAUACCUGCUAAGCAACCUUGUCGGUGGAAUUGGUUACUUUUAUGGAUCUUCGAUUGUCGAUCGGUCGCGCGGGCCGUUGGAGGAUGAAAUGACAAAUCCGGGUGAAUCCAAACCUCAGCUGGAUGGACCCCAUCAUUUGUUUACGGCGACACCCAGUCGCCCUUUCUUCCCGAGAGGAUUUUACUGGGAUGAAGGAUUCCACCAGCUGCUCAUUGGCAAAUGGGACAAUGACCUUAGCUUGGCGAUUAUCAAGGACUGGGUUGCCCUGAUUGACGAAAAUGGUUGGGUCGCCAGAGAACAGAUCCUCGGUGAUGAAGCGCGAAGCAAAGUCCCCGCUGAAUUCCAGACCCAGUUUCCUCAUUAUGCUAACCCGCCUACUCUGUACCUUGCAAUCAAGCGUUACGUCGAUCGUGUCACCCGUCACGCCGACGCCAUGAACGAUGAACCUCAACUCACGUCGUUCCAGGAUCCCGAGACCGUACGCUCCCUUCAUUUGCAUGAUCCUGUCUUGGCUCGUACUUGGCUGGAAUCCGUGUACCCGAAACUCAGACUGAAUUGGCAAUGGUUCCGUCAAACCCAACGCGGCGAUCUCUCCCACUUUGGUCGUGACGCCCCCAACGACGAAGCUUACCGCUGGCGCGGUCGCACACCGAAUCACACAUUGACCUCAGGAUUGGACGAUUAUCCACGCGGAGAGCCUCCGAAUGUUGGUGAACUUCAUGUGGAUUUGUUAGCAUGGAUGGCGUACGCUACUGAGCUUCUUAAAGACAUUGCGAUGCAUUUGGGAGAUGAUUAUGCGGCCGAUGUACAGGAAUAUACCAAAGCGCACAAGCAAAUGCUUGUCAAUUUGGAUGUGUUGCACUGGAGUGACGAGCAUCAAGCGUACUGUGAUCAAACCAUCGAAGACGAUGCAGGCAAACGUGAACCUGUGCAUGUUUGCCACAAGGGUUACGUAUCGUUGUUCCCCAUGACUCUCGGUCUCUUGCCUGCCGAUUCGCCCAAAUUGGGGGCGAUUCUGGACAUGAUGCGCAACGAAAACGAAUUAUGGUCUCCAUACGGUCUUCGCUCACUGUCUGCCUCUGAUCCAUUCUAUCGUACUGGCGAGAUUUACUGGCGAGGCCCUAUUUGGAUCAAUAUAAACUUUAUGGCUUUGCAAAGUCUUUACAACAAUUAUAUCCAUGUCCCCGGUCCGUAUCAGCAACGUGCCCAAGAUAUAUAUACCGAUCUUCGAAAGAACAUCAUUUCCAACGUAUUCAAGGAUUAUGUGAAAACUGGCUAUGUCUGGGAACAGUACGAUGAUCGCACCGGUCAGGGCCUGCGUAGUCAUCCUUUCACGGGCUGGACCAGCCUUGUGUUAUUAAUCAUGGCAGAAGAGUAUUAAAAAAAAAAUUCCGUGC